UUACGUUUGGGGAAGUUGCUCAACAUGGGAAAUACACACUUUACGAGACCGCGAGCAAUAUAUCCGUUUGCCGUUGUUCUGCUUGCAAUGGCGGAUAACUAACACUCAUAACUGCGGUGUAAGUUGAAUACCAUGUUGUUAUAACUGUCAGACAAAACACAAAGUGGAGUUGUGUACUUUUUUUUAAAAAUGAAUAACUCAGUAACUUCCGCUACUUACAUUCGCAGCCUCAGUUUUAGUUUACGUCGCAGGUUGUCCGAUUUUUUGGACCCCCAGGGUCGAUGGAAAGAUGUUAUUACGUCGAUACGGAAGCCGAGUGGCGAAUUGAGGUACUCUCAGCUUCAUGUCAGGAGGUUCGAAGGCCUUGUUGCACAGGGUAAAAGUCCCACAGUGGAGCUGCUGGUUGACUGGGGCACCGCUAACAGUACAGUGGGGGAACUUGUGGACAUUUUGAGGAGUCACAAGUUAUUGGCUGCUGCUCGUGUCCUGCUACCUGAGGAAGAGGCCGUCUCUCCAGAGACUCAGCCGGCCGCUCCAGCUGCGCAAACAAACAGUCUGCUUUCAACCCGACGACUGGAGGAGACGGAGACGCGGCCGCCUCCUGAACUCUCGGUCCUGCAGCCACAGAUUCUACCGGAGGGCAGUGAGCCCGGACACACAGUCGGCUUCUCCAGUUUCUUCUACAAUGAGCUGAUGAGGAUCACGGGCAACUUCGAUGACCGACCCGUCUCAGACGGCGGCCGCAGACUGGGAGAGGGAGGCUUCGGCACCGUGUACAAAGGUCUCCUUAACGACAAACCGGUCGCGGUGAAAAAGCUCAAUCCAAUGGACGACAUCUCCGUGGACGAGCUGCGAGUGCAGUUCAACCAAGAGAUCCAGACCCUGAAAGUGUUGAAACAUGAAAACCUGGUUGACAUGGUUGGAUUCUCCUGUGAUGGACAGCACCCGUGUGUGGUGUACGCCCUCAUGGUCAACGGGUCGUUGCUCGACCGGCUGGCUCUCUUGGAGGGAUGUCCUCCGCUGUCCUGGCGACAGAGAUCCUUGAUAGCUGAAGGGACAGCGAGAGGCUUGGAGUACCUGCACAACAACCAUCAUGUCCACAGAGAUGUCAAAAGUGCAAAUAUCUUAUUAGAUGAAACAUUCGUGGCAAAGAUCUCGGACUUCGGGCUGACGAGAGUGUCGGCCAAGCGCACGACGACCACCGUGAUGACGGAGAGGAUUGUGGGUACCCGUGCGUACAUGGCACCCGAGGCGCUGCGAGGAGAGAUCACACCUCGAUCUGAUGUCUUCAGCUUUGGAGUGGUGUUGUUGGAAAUCGUGUCUGGACUCCCGCCAGCCGAUGAAAAGCGCGAGCCACAGUUGUUGAUGGAGAUGAGGUACGAUAUAGAUGACGAAGACGAGGAGCUGACAUUUGAGGACUUCCUGGACAAAAGGAUGGGCGACCGGGUCCUGAGCCAGGUGGAGAGCGUCUACUCUUUGGCCUGUAACUGCCUCCACGACAGGAAAAACAGGCGGCCGCUCAUCAAACAGGUCGUGAUGGAGCUUAAAGGAGUUGUCAAAAGCAUGUUGCUGGAUUUUGAGGCACAAGAAUGAAGCACGGCGUCCUAGAAAAACGUUUGUGUGCACACUGACACAUUAUUUUUCUUCUCAACUUUUAGAGAAAUUAAUGACUUCAUCACUGUGACAGACAAUAUAUUUUUUUCUGAAUAAAAAAAAAUCUUGUGUAAUUAUU
Pseudoliparis swirei is the source of this 1732-nucleotide messenger RNA. RefSeq names its product interleukin-1 receptor-associated kinase 4 (gene irak4). Lineage: Eukaryota; Metazoa; Chordata; Actinopteri; Perciformes; Liparidae. The coding region runs from base 190 to 1593 and encodes 467 amino acids. The record is from RefSeq and is a predicted model, not a curated record. The transcript is spliced from 11 exons. Gene Ontology annotation, molecular function: magnesium ion binding; protein binding; protein serine/threonine kinase activity. Gene Ontology annotation, biological process: signal transduction; protein phosphorylation.